Solea solea (common sole) is the source of this 1482-nucleotide messenger RNA. RefSeq names its product lactamase, beta 2 (gene lactb2). The transcript is spliced from 7 exons. Gene Ontology annotation, molecular function: single-stranded RNA binding; RNA endonuclease activity. Bases 145 to 1008 code for a protein of 287 amino acids. The record is from RefSeq and is a predicted model, not a curated record. Lineage: Eukaryota; Metazoa; Chordata; Actinopteri; Pleuronectiformes; Soleidae. Gene Ontology annotation, cellular component: mitochondrial matrix.
UGAAGGCCACUUUCUGACAGGAAGUAAACAUCACUGACUUCCGGCCUCUUCUUAAACAUUCACUACAUCCUAGUUUUCGUGUCUGUAUUGUUGUUUUCACAGGCCGCUGGUUGUCACCGUCACAGCGGCUCCACUGCUGCGGCCAUGAGCGCCAUUAUUCCCAGGAUAGAACAGCUGUCCGCGCGGGUUGUCCGGAUUCUGGGCUGUAACCCGGGACCAAUGACGCUGCAGGGAACCAACACUUACCUGGUCGGCACCGGGAAAAGGCGUGUGCUGAUAGACGCAGGAGACCACGACGUACCGGAAUACCUCAGCAGUCUCAAACAGGCACUGACACAGUUUAACACCAGCAUCCAGCAGGUCAUCAUCACACACUGGCACCAUGACCACAGUGGAGGCGUGGAGGACAUCUGCCGGGACGUCACAGGUUCUGAGGUGCCAGUCAGCAAACUGCCUCGCUCCAGCCGAGUCACGGAAACAGCCGGAAACAAGAGCUACACUUACCUGAGGGACGGAGACGUCAUCCAGACGGAGGGGGCCACGCUCAGAGUGUUGUUCACGCCGGGUCACACAGACGACCACAUGUCACUGCUGCUGGAGGAGGAGAACGCCAUCUUCUCCGGAGACUGCAUCCUGGGCGAGGGCACGGCCGUGUUCGAGGACCUCUACGACUACAUGAAGUCUCUGAACGUCCUGCUUGACUCCGAGGCUGACCUCAUCUACCCCGGACACGGCCCUGUGGUUCAGGACGCUGCCUCUAAAAUCCGACACUACAUCAGCCACCGGCAGCAAAGAGAGCAGCAGAUACUGAUGGCCAUUCAGGACGGACAAAGAAAACCUUUCUCUUCCAUGGAGCUCGUCAAGAUCGUGUAUAAGGACACUCCUGAACAUCUGCACCGAGCGGCUCAGGUGAACCUGGUCCAUCAUUUAAAGAAACUGGAGAAAGAUGGCAAGAUUAGUGCGGUUAAGGAGUCGUCACAGAUCACCAAAUGGAAGAGUAACCUGUGAUGAAGACAGUGAUCGGAUGUGCUCGUAAUUGAUCGGAAUCGUGAAAAUCCAUCAAAUCAGUGAAUUUAAUGAAAAUUAUAUAUAUGUAUGUAUGUAUGUAUAUGUAUGUAUGUACAGUAUAUAUAUGUAUAUAUGCAUAUAUAUAUACAUUAUGGUAAAACGACUUAGGUCUGGUGAUUUACAGUUUGAUACUCAGGGAAAAGAACAGAUUAGAUUAUUACAUUUAUUUUCAUUUCUGCUGCUGUUGCAACUAGAAAUGCUGUAUGUUCAUUCAGUCACUAGGAGGCAGUGUCUGUCAUGUCAUUUUCUUUGGAACAAGUCAAUGAGACAUUUUGCUCACAAAACAAAAUAACGGAGGAUGUGUUUGAGUUCAAGUGAGAAAAGUCUUAAGAGGUAAACAGCUUCAUUAAUUUGCAUUAUACAUAAAUAAAUAAAUAAAUGAAUGAAUAAAUACACUGUUUACUUCAAAGCAAA